CUUGACCCUCCUCCACUCGGGGAUCGAGCGAAUCUCGAAUCUUGUUCAGGGAUUCCGAAUUCGUCCCCAGGGCUGAACAGCUCAGCCGCCAAUUAAAACACCUUCCAUAGAGGCGCGGACCAGACCUACAUACCUAUGUAAUUGUCUCUCCUAGAGGGAUUUGAAUACCAAGGUCGGUCUCGUAGAUAAAUAAAAAAGUAUCCUCGAGACCAUCGGAUGUCUCUGGUUACGUUUGCUUUUAAAAGUUAACUAUACGCACGUUACACUUGUAUAAUAUUAAUACAGUAUACUUACCUACUUACAUAACUAACCUAUACUUCAUCCGAGUGGUUACCUGCACGUAACACCGUUGAACCUUGAUACCCAGAUAUCUUUCAUAAGUACCUAACCUUAGGUACAUAAGUUCUACAUAAGCUCCCGUCAAACCUGCUUCAGUAGAGGUAGCUACAUCCUUCCUCUUCUCAACAACAAGAAGAACAACAUAUUUCUCUAUCAACAAAUUCGCGAUGGACGACAUCCCGCCACCUCCGUAUACCGAAACUGAUAUUCAUUCACAUUCAAGUCAUUCACCUGUCGCUCAACCCGGGGUGAACGAUGACAAUGUCUCUGUUACUACAUCAUCCCAUAGCACUACAGUCUACACCCCACCGGAGACCCCACGAGAGUCGCACUUCAACUUCUUCAACUUCCCUAGUAGUGACGAUCAUCAUACCAUAGCUUCUGCUCAUUCUUACUUUGAGUCGCGCCCUGCUCUUAGAACUGCGACCGGCAAAGUCUUGGUGAUUUCAUUAGCUAUCACAGAGGACGCUUCCCCAGAUAAUUUCCCAUACCCGGACUGGGCAAGAGAACAUGAUACUACCGAGCAAGACUGGCAGACAUUCCUUAAUUUUCUCUUGCCGGACCAUGCCUCGCGGACGAACUCGAAUGUCAUCGAGCGUAAAUUACACGCUGAAGAUGAGAAGCAAUCGUCAAAUACUGGCAGAAGCGUUGCCGAGGCGCAACUAGGCCAAAUCAAAUCAUCUACUAAUCUGGCAACGCAAUCUUCGCAUGACGUUGAUGCUGUCAUUCGAGAGUGGAAUGAUGGCUUCUUUGGUCCUAGAGGCGUGACUAUUGAACGAGCUACGCCUCAACCAUCUAGCACAUCGCGAAUACCCGCUACCCAACAAAUCCCCCCUGUUGAACCCCAGCCUCAGCCUCAACCUCAACCUCAACCCCAAUCCCAACCUCAGGGACAGUCUUCCAGAUCGUGGUGGAACCCGUUCAGACCCCUCGAGGCAAACGGUCGAGGCCUCCGCAUGGGGCGUCUCACUAUCGACAAUGAUCACGUCUCGUUCGGCAACUCGUUCGAAGUAGAUCGCAACGGCGUACGCUGGGGCGGUCAACCUGCCGAUGGCAGCUCUCCCUUUGCUGACCCAGGAACGCGUGACUUUCCUACCGGGCCUGGUCCCUUUGGCGAAUACAGUAUAGGGCGUGGCCGUGGCCGUGGCCGAGGGCACUGGCCGCGUGACCGCCCUGGCCAUGGUCAUCGAGGAUCGCGCGACCGCUCAUCCAGCUCGAGCUCUAGCGGCUCUUCUUCGUCAGACUCGGAUUCGGGCUCCAGCAUCGGUAGCCUCCCGGACUGCGACGACUUGAAUGACUCUCAGCUUCCUUACGCUAAGCAGUCGAUCUGCGCAUGGCUCGAUCACCCGGAGCAGCCCGUAACGAGGGAGAUGCUCAAGGCUCUACGGUCUGAAAUCAAGGCCGCGAAGAACGUUCCUCCGCCAACCAACGACCCGGCGUGGGAGACUAACAGGCAGGUGAUGCGCCGAGAGGUGCGAGCGUUGUUAGCGCGAUUUAAAACCUUGAAGCGGGAGCAGAAGCGAUACGCGAGGGCGCUGCGUAAGGAGAAGAGGGAGCAGAAGAGAGCGCAUAAGCGCGAGCGUCGGGAGCGUCGAAAGGCCGAGAAGCGGGAGCGAAAGAGCCUACAGCGUGACGUCAGAAGCUCUGAGCGUGGGAUAGAAGGACAUUCUGGACGCGGUCCUGGUGCUGCCAGCUCUUCCUGCCCUUUCCCACCGGUAUUCGGUGAUACGCAUAUUCCUGCUAUGCCUAGCGCACCUGGCCACGUCCCCGUUAAUCACCCAACCAACGUACCAAGCUUCCCCUUCGGUGGCCGCGGUUUCCCCUUCGGUCGCGGCGGAAGAGGGCGAGGCGGACCCUUCGGUGGCCACCAUCCGCGCCCCUGGGAAGCGCACGUCCAACAUGCAAAGCAGCAGGCCGAGCAAGCAAGAAAUCACGCGCAACAGCAAGCAGACCAAGCGAGAGCCAUUGCGCAACAGCAGGCAGAACAAGCCAGAGCUCAGGCACAAGCACAGGCAAACAUGGCGCGGGCUGAAGCACAGAGAACAGCGAAUGCAGCCCGCGCCCAAGCUGCAGCCACGGCGGCUGCCGCUAUCUGGGCCUCUGUUCCAAGGGGGUAUUCGCCCUGGGGUUCAGCGCCAGCGCCGCCGCCGCCGCCUCCCCCGCCAGUACCAACAUCGACAAACGAUAGGCUUCGGGCAGCGGAGGCCCUAGACACGCAAAUCACAGGCAAGACGUACUUGCUAAGGGUGCUACGCGAGACGAUAGAGCUGGAGCGGACGGAGGCGGCGCUGCGUGAGGGUGAAGAACGAAGCGAGGACAAGAAGAGUACGAGCAAAGAGGUAGAGGCUUCGGUCCUGGAAGAUGAGAUUGAGAGGCUACGACGGGAUGUUGAGAGGUUGCGGUUUGAAGGCUUACAGUUACAAGCUGACGAGGAGCUUGCGAGGAGGUUGCAGGAGGAAGAGCAUCAGCGCGGGUAGAUGAGACGAGAACCGCGGCGUUGAAGAGACUAGAGGGAAUGUUUAGGGGCUAAACUUUUCAACGGAUAUUUCAAUUUGCUCUAGGUAUAAAUAGGCAGGGUUGAAGGUAUAUCGGACAGGGGGGACACGAAACCGAGCCAUUCAUGAAAGGCGUCGGGAGUUUACUGGCUAUGGCGGUUAUGGCAUGAUUUCCCCGAGGCUCGAGAUUUCGGUUAAAUAACGACGCUUAUGUAGAACAAUUUUCAAGAGACGAUGAUUUCACCCAAGUAAACAGAUAUAAAUCCCAUAGAACGCUGUCUUU
Molecule: messenger RNA, 3117 nt
Organism: Daldinia vernicosa
Lineage: Eukaryota; Fungi; Ascomycota; Sordariomycetes; Xylariales; Hypoxylaceae
Exons: 1
Coding region: 507-2816 (769 amino acids)
Source: RefSeq, a predicted model, not a curated record